AUGCUCAGUUUUCUUCGAUCUAUAUUCUAUCGCCAACGCCCCUCAAUCAUGGAACCCCUCAUAGCUGUCGUCGGUGCCACAGGCACCGGCAAAUCCAAGCUUGCAGUUGACUUAGCAUCCCGCUUCAAUGGUGAAAUUAUCAACGGCGAUGCGAUGCAAAUGUACCGCGGCCUUCCCAUCAUCACAAACCAGAUACCCGUCGAAGAAAGGAAUGGAAUUCCGCAUCAUCUGCUGAGUUGCGUCGAACUGGAAGAGGAAGCCUGGCGGAUUGGGAUAUUCAAGAGGGAGACUCUCCGGCUGAUCAAGGAUAUCCAUUCGCGGGGGAAGCUUCCAGUGCUUGUCGGAGGAACGCAUUACUAUACACAGGCGGUGCUUUUCAAGGACCAAACCGUCGGCGAGAAUGCGGAAAUUGGCACAGACCAAGAAGAACAGACGGCAGACGAAUCCUCUGCAAAAUGGCCCAUCCUCGAUGCGCCGACAGAGGUGGUCUUGCAGAAACUACGAGAGAUAGAUCCGGUUAUGGCAGAUCGAUGGCAUCCGAACGAGACGCGCAAGAUUCGACGCUCUUUGGAAAUCUACUUCCAGACAGGCAGGCCGGCCUCGGAAAUAUACGCAGAGCAGAAACGCUCCAAGGAAAUGACAGCGACAGCAACCUCUUCCGGAUCGGAACAGUUGCGCUUCCCGACGAUGAUAUUCUGGGUUCAUGCAGAGAGGGAAGCAUUGAACAUUCGACUCGAGGAGCGUGUGGAUGUCAUGGUUGAGCAGGGUCUGAUGUCAGAAGCCCAGAGAAUGUUCGAUUACCUUCAGGAAAAGCAAGCGCAAGGUGUCACUGUUGACCAGGAAAGAGGCGUUUGGAUUUCAAUUGGCUUCAAGGAGUUAGCACCAUAUUUCCAGGCUGUGCAGCAAGGAUCAUCCAGCGAAGAGGAACUGGAAGCACUCAAGCGCUCGUGUAUUGAGGCUAUCAAGAUCGCCACGCGCCAGUACUCAACGUCACAGAUUAAAUGGGUCCGGAACAAACUAUGGAACACCCUCUCGGAGGCCGGAAUGACCCAUCGUCUAUUCAUUCUUGACACCAGCAACGUCGAAGAAUGGGAGCGGAAUAUCACAGAGCCAUCUGAGAGGCUUGUUCAUGCUUUGCUCAAUGACGAGUCGACACCUGAUCCGAAGUCACUCUCGGAGCUUGCAAAGACAACUCUUAGCGCUAAAGAAGCAAAGGCAGCGAAGCAAAAAAGCGGCGCCUUGAAGACCGUCUCGUGUGACGUCUGCAGUAAGACUAUGACUACCGAACAGUGGGAUGUUCAUAUCAAUGGAUUUGCUCAUAGACGAGCGCUCAAGCAUGCUGCGAAGAAAGCUGAGCAUGCUGAUUAUUUGCGGAAAACAGAAUCUUUGGAUGAUACUCGAAAGCAGAGGGUUGUCAGCUAA
Messenger RNA from Aspergillus chevalieri, 1422 nucleotides. Its product is annotated as tRNA dimethylallyltransferase. Gene Ontology annotation, molecular function: tRNA dimethylallyltransferase activity; ATP binding. The transcript is spliced from 2 exons. The record is from RefSeq and is a predicted model, not a curated record. The coding region runs from base 1 to 1422 and encodes 473 amino acids. NCBI's taxonomy places the organism in Eukaryota, Fungi, Ascomycota, Eurotiomycetes, Eurotiales, Aspergillaceae. Gene Ontology annotation, biological process: tRNA modification. Gene Ontology annotation, cellular component: mitochondrion.